ACUGGAGCAAACUAGUUAGUAGCACCCUGACUAUCAGGCAAGUGACUGCAACACCCACACUUUCCCAGACCAGGGCCAGCGUUCUGUGGCUGCCUCUUGAGUCUGAGCAAUAUGCGUGAGACUGCAGAACUGUACUUCAAUGUGGACCAUGGCUACCUGGAGGGCCUUGUGCGAGGAUGCAAAGCCAGCCUCCUAACUCAGCAGGACUACGUCAACCUAGUGCAGUGUGAGACCUUGGAAGAUCUGAAAAUUCAUCUCCAGACCACUGAGUACGGCAACUUCCUGGCUAAUGAAACAAACCCUCUCACCGUUUCCAAAAUUGACACAGAGAUGAGAAAAAAGCUCUGCAGAGAGUUUGAAUAUUUCCGGAAUCAUUCCUUGGAGCCCCUGAGCACAUUUUUCACCUACAUGACAUGCAGCUAUAUGAUAGACAAUGUAAUUCUACUGAUGAAUGGGGCAUUGCAAAAGAAAUCUGUGAAAGAAGUUCUAGCCAAGUGUCACCCAUUGGGCCGUUUCACAGAGAUGGAAGCAGUCAACAUUGCAGAGACCACAUCAGAUCUCUUCAAGGCUGUGCUGGUUGAAACACCAUUAGCUCCAUUCUUCCAAGACUGUAUGUCUGAAAAUACUCUCGAUGAACUGAAUAUUGAAUUACUGCGCAAUAAACUAUACAAGUCUUACCUUGAGGCAUUCUAUAAAUUCUGCAAGGAUCAUGGUGAUGUCACAGCAGAAAUUAUGUGCCUCAUUCUUGAGUUUGAGGCUGACAGACGUGCUUUAAUCAUCACCCUGAACUCAUUUGGCACUGAACUGAGCAAAGAAGACAGGGAGACCCUCUUCCCCACCUGCGGCAAGCUCUAUCCUGAGGGGCUGCACUUGUUGGCUCAAGCUGAAGACUUUGAGCAGAUGAAGAGAGUAGCAGAUAAUUAUGGAGUAUACAAGCCUUUAUUUGAAGCUGUAGGUGGCAGUGGGGGGAAGACAUUGGAAGAUGUUUUCUAUGAGCGAGAGGUGCAAAUGAAUGUGCUGGCAUUCAACAGACAAUUCCACUAUGGUGUGUUUUAUGCAUAUGUAAAGUUGAAGGAGCAAGAGAUGAGAAAUAUCGUGUAAAUAGCAGAAUGCAUCUCGCAGAGACAUCGAACUAAAAUCAACAGUUAUAUUCCAAUUUUAUAAGCCAGUAAUGAGGCCUCAAAUGCAGAAAAUUAUACAGUUGAAAGGAAGUUAUUGAGUAAAGAAAGGCAUUGUGUCUUACAUUAUCUAGAUUAUACAAAAGUAAGUCGUAUCUCCUUUCCAGGAAUUGCAUAUCCCCUGGAAGCCCAAUAAACUGAACU
Molecule: messenger RNA, 1322 nt
Organism: Cricetulus griseus (Chinese hamster)
Lineage: Eukaryota; Metazoa; Chordata; Mammalia; Rodentia; Cricetidae
Source: RefSeq, a predicted model, not a curated record